Messenger RNA from Hemisphaericaspora subhashii, 2616 nucleotides. Its product is annotated as karyopherin beta. The coding region runs from base 1 to 2616 and encodes 871 amino acids. Lineage: Eukaryota; Fungi; Ascomycota; Pichiomycetes; Serinales; Debaryomycetaceae. The record is from RefSeq and is a predicted model, not a curated record. Gene Ontology annotation, molecular function: nuclear import signal receptor activity; small GTPase binding. Gene Ontology annotation, biological process: protein import into nucleus. Gene Ontology annotation, cellular component: cytoplasm; nucleus. The transcript has a single exon.
AUGGAUAUCCUUCAAACAUUAGAAAACGCCUUAUUAAACCCCGAUCCAAAUGAAAGAACUCAAGCUGAAAUCCAAUUGAAUGAAGCUGCUCAUAACCAUUUCCCCGAAUAUAUCACCCUUUUAAUAGAUGCAUUAAUCAAUGAAGAAGCCAAAACCGAAGUCAGAAUGUUGGCUGGGAUUGGUUUAAAGAAUCAAUUGACUUCAAAAGACCCCAAGGUGAAAUUAGGCCAACAAGAACGUUGGAUCAAAUUGGAUGGCGAAAUUAAACAAAAAAUCAAACAAACUGCUAUACAAGGAUUAAAUAUUCAAGAUCAAAAAGUUGCCGGUACUGCUGCUCAAUUGGUUGCUGCCAUUGCUGAUAUCGAAUUACCUAGAAAUGAAUGGCCAGAAUUGAUUCCGACAAUUAUCAAAAAUACCAAGACUGAAAACCCGGAAAAUCUUAAAAAAGCAUCACAUUUAACAAUUGGAUAUAUUUGUGAAUCUGCCGAUCCAAACAAUCCAAAUAUUGUUUCUCAAGCCAGUGGGAUCUUAAUUGCGAUUGUUCAAGGUGUUCAAGCUAAUGAACCUUCCAAAAUCGUCAGAUUGACGGCAUUGAAUGCUUUAGUUAUCUCAUUGGAAUUUAUUAAAUAUAAUUUCGAAACUGAAGGGGAAAGAAAUUAUAUCAUGCAAGUGGUAUGUGAAGCCACCCAAGCUGAUGAUAGUGAAUUACAAGCUAGUGCAUUUGGAUGUCUUGCGAGAAUAAUGUCCCUUUAUUAUCGUUAUAUGUCUCUCUAUAUGGAAAAAGCCUUAUAUGGCCUCACUGUUUCCGGAAUGCAAAGUGAUGAUGAAAAAGUCGCAUGUAUGGCUGUUGAAUUUUGGUCAACUGUUUGUGAAGAAGAAUUGGAAAUUGCAUUACAAAGACAAGAAUUAGGUUUGGAUUUAUUAGAUGCUGCCCUGACUCCAGAAUUAAUCUCAUAUAAUUUCGCCUUGGUUGCUGCUCAAGAUGUCUUGCCUACGCUUUUAACCUUAUUGACGAGACAAAAUGAAGAUCCUGAAGAUGAUGAUUGGUCAGUGGCAAUGGCUGCUGGGGCAUGUUUACAAUUAUUCGCCCAGAAUAUUGGAAAUUAUGUCGUACAACCAACAUUACAAUUCGUGGCUGCCAAUUUAAUCAAUCAAGAUAGUUGGAGAGCCAGAGAAGCGGCCGUGAUGGCAUUUGGAUCGAUUUUGGAUGGGCCUGAUCAUGAUGAAUUAAGAAAUUUGAUUGGACAAGCAUUACCUCCCAUUCUUAGUUUGAUUACUGAUGAGACUUUACAAGUUAAAGAAACGGUUGCUUGGUGUUUAGGUAGAAUUGCCGAUAUGGUGGUUGAAGCGAUUGAUAUUCAACAGGAAUUACCACAAUUGAUUCAAGCCUUAUUGGCUGGUUUACAUGAUCAUCCAAAAGUUUCGACUAAUUGUUGUUGGACAUUAAUGAAUUUAUUGGAACAAUUAUGUAAUGAUAAUUAUAAUAAAGAAACCUCGGUGAUGUCAGGAUAUUAUGAAUCAAUUAUUCCGGUAUUGAUUCAAAUAUCUGGUCGUCCAGAUAAUGAAUUCAGUGCCAGGGCUUCGGCAUAUGAGGCUCUUUCGGCAUUUGUAACCUAUAGUGCCAAUGAUACUAUGCCAAUUGUUCAAGGUAUUGCCACAGAAGUCUUAUCCCGAUUAGAAUCAACAAUCUUGAUGCAAUCACAAGUUGCUCUGGCUGAAGAUAGGGGGAAUUUAGAAGAAUUACAAACUAAUAUAUUGGCAUUAUUAACUAAUGUAAUUAGAAGAUUAGGUGGAGAUAUUGCAUUAGCUGCCGAUAAUUUAAUGGAUAGAUUUCUUAAAUUAUUAGAAGCCCAAGAACAAAAUUCAUUAAUUGAAGAAGAUAUUUUCAUUGCUAUAUCAUCAGUUGCAGGAGCAAUUGGAGAAUCAUUUAUUAAAUACAUGGAUGCCUUUGUUCCUUACUUAACCAAAGCAUUGCAAAACACCGAUUCACCAACUUGUAAUACCGCAAUUGGAUUAGUUGCCGAUUUAAGUCAUUCCUUGGGGUUACAAAUCUUACCUUAUUUAGAAGGACUUAUGAAUAUCUUGGGUGGGAAUUUAAAUAAUGCUGAAGUUAGACGAGAAUUAAGACCAGCAAUCUUAUCUUCAUUCGGAGAUAUAGCUACGGCAAUCGGAUCCAAUUUUAGACCAUAUUUGGACUUUGUUAUGCAAAUCGCCAUCCAAGCUUCUCAAAUUGAAACCACUGAUGCAUCGCUCGAAACUAUAGAUUAUGUAUUCAAUGUUAAAGAAUCGGCAUUGGAUUGUUUUGUGGGGAUAAUUGGUGGUUUGGCGGAUCAACCUCAAGAUAUAUAUCCAUAUAUUGGGGCCAUUUUCCAAUUUUUGGAAAAGGUUUCAUUGGAUAUUAGUAUGUCAUCAACUGAUUCAGUGGCAAGAUCAGCCACCGGGUUAUUGGGAGAUAUAUCGGCGAUUUAUCCAAAUGGGGAAUUUAAACAAGUAUAUACUCAAGAAUGGGUGACUGAAUUUAUUAAAAAGACAAGAAGUAAUCCAUUGUUUGAUGAUAAGACUAAGGAUGCAGCAAGAUGGGCUAGAGAUCAACAAAAGAGACAAGCUAAUUUGUGA